Molecule: messenger RNA, 548 nt
Organism: Cimex lectularius (bed bug)
Lineage: Eukaryota; Metazoa; Arthropoda; Insecta; Hemiptera; Cimicidae
Gene: EMC6
Product: ER membrane protein complex subunit 6
Exons: 5
Coding region: 99-446 (115 amino acids)
Biological process (GO): autophagosome assembly; protein folding in endoplasmic reticulum
Cellular component (GO): EMC complex; membrane; endoplasmic reticulum
Source: RefSeq, a predicted model, not a curated record
CACGACUUAAACCUUCCAACGACUCAAAAGUGUUAAUUUUUAAGUUCCUUUAUUUAUUUCCUUAAUUGAUUGUACAACCAGGUUUUACAUUUAAAAAAAUGGUCGUAGGCCGAGUGAAGACUAAACUUGAGAAAGGAGGAGAAAUGAUUGCGUACAGUGAAUUAGCAUUGAGGAACAAUUCAGCGGUCGUAGAGUACUGCAGGACGUCGAUGGCUGCUCUGUCCGGCAGCACGGCAGGCCUGCUUGGACUCACUGGUUUUUAUGGAUUCGGCUUUUAUGUAUUCGCUGUACUCGGGCUUUGGGGUCUCCUGAUGCUGAAAGCAGGCUCACAGUGGAGAAAAUAUUUUGUAAAUAGGAGAGUCAUUUUGACAAAUGGAUUCUUCGGGGGUUUAUUUACAUACAUUCUGUUUUGGACAUUUAUAUAUGGAAUGGUCCACGUUUAUUAAUUAGCGAUCUCAACAACACUAUAGGUUACAUCAUCAUAUGAUUGCCUUAUACUCAAUUGUUUAUAUUAAUGUGUACAUUACAAUAAAUUUAUAUAAAUUAUA